GGUUGCACUGGUUGCGCCCCUGGGGAAGGCGGCUGCGAAGAGCCCAUAAGAUGCUUACGCUCGUUGCAGGCUUCACACCCGCCGUGGUGCUGGGCACCCGCCGUCCGAUGCCUCAGCGUCCCUUGGUGGCGAUGACGGCAGCACCCACCACAGCAUCAUCGGCGGGUGCAUCGACUGCCGCCACCCGCACCUUUUGCAGGGCUUCCGACCUCCUCGCAUCCGGACCCAAAGUGUCUGCCAUUGAUGUCGUCAACGUUCUCGGUCGAUGGCAACGGAUGGAGGAGUGGGACAGCAUAGGGGAACUCCCCGCAAUGGACGCCUUCUUCGACGCGGAGGGCAACAUCGUGGACGGCCCUGCGCUGCGCGACGCGUGGGCGCGCUGGGAGGAGGCCUUCCCUCGCAAGGCGUCGCGGCUCAGCAGCGAGACUCGCACCUCCAAGUUGCCCCGCUGGCCAAAAAAUGACCCGCAGUUCUCCGCGCCCGACGUCGAGAAGGCCGGCGCCCAGCCGUGGGCGGCCAGGACGCCGCAGCGGCGUGGGUUCUGCAAGCGGAAGUCGCAAGCGCAGCGGCACUGGCACGAGCAGAAUGUCGGCAGACUGUCCUUCCGCUCGGACGCCCUCGCUGCCUCGGUCGGCUGCACCGCGGCCGAACUCGACGCGAGGGAGGUCUCUCCCUUGGCGUGCGACGUGGUCUUCGAUGCGCUGUCGCGCUCCCAGUCCGGCAUCACCGACAAGCUGGGCUGCGACGAGCGGCGCGCGAGCUACGAGACGGCACAAGGCGGUUUCGACGCCGACGCGUUCGAGGAGGACCUCGCACGCGGCCGUGCCAGCGUGGCAAGAUCGUAUGCCAUCUACCCGGGUUCGAUCAACCUGGUGUCGCUCUUCGUCUACUACGAGUACGAGCGGCUGCACGACUUCCACGUCACGACCGACUACCUCUCCAGCUUUGUGCAGCGCUUCCAGGAGAACUUGUCGGCCUUGUCGUGACAAGCGUGGUGGGGAAGACGCGAAAAGGCUUCCCUUGUGCACCAGCAUGUACCAUUUUUCUCUCUCUGCUCGUGCUCUCCAAGAAAAGUACGCGUGAUGUGAAUGUAUUAUGAGAGCGCCGAGAGGGAGAGGUUAGGGCUGUACGACACAGCUGACAAAAACUUAGGGGACCCCUAGGGUUCUGAGGGCCGGAUUUUUUUAAGACCUUUUAAG
Messenger RNA from Emiliania huxleyi CCMP1516, 1199 nucleotides. RefSeq lists its product as hypothetical. Bases 51 to 986 code for a protein of 311 amino acids. Lineage: Eukaryota; Haptophyta; Isochrysidales; Noelaerhabdaceae. The transcript is spliced from 5 exons. The record is from RefSeq and is a predicted model, not a curated record.